AUGGCGUCUUCCAACCAUGUCACCCCCACCAACUGCAGCUGGUGGCCCAUUUCGGCCAUGGGCGAGGACGGCAAGCUUGCGGACGGAGAGGAGAGUCACGAGCCGCCAGUAGAGCACAAGCCCUUCUCUAAAGACCGCCUCGUUCUGUACCACUGGACGCAGUCUUUCAGCUCGCAAAAGAGAAUUAGUGUGCGUCUGGUAAUUAAUGAGAAGGGUCUGCUGUGUGAAGAGCGGGAUGUGAGUCUACCUCUGACUGAGCACAAAGAGCCCUGGUUCAUGAGGCUUAACCUUGGAGAGGAGGUACCUGUCUUCAUCCAUGGAGACACUAUUGUCAGUGACUACAGCCAAAUCAUUGAAUACUUAGAGACCAACUUCGUGGGUGAUACAAUAGCCCAGCUUAUUCCAGAUGAAGGCACUCCUAUGCAUGCUCGGGUGAAGCAGUAUCGAGAGCUUCUGGAUGGCCUGCCCAUGGACGCCUACACGCAUGGCUGCAUCCUCCACCCUGAACUCACUACUGACUCCAUGAUCCCAAAGUACGCCACUGCUGAAAUACGUAGACACUUGGCCAAUGCAGCAUCUGAACUGAUGAAACUGGACCAUGAGGAGCCACAGCUGACAGAACCAUACCUUUCAAAGCAGAAAAAGCUCAUGGCAAAGAUACUGGACCAUGAUAAUGUGAACUACCUGAAGAAGAUCCUUGUUGAGUUGGCAAUGGUACUAGACCAGGUAGAAGCAGAACUUGAAAAGAGGAAACUGGAAUAUCAAGGUCAAAAGUACGAGUUGUGGCUUUGUGGACCUGACUUUACGCUAGCUGAUAUAUGUCUUGGAGCCACGUUGCACAGGCUCAAGUUCUUGGGACUUUCAAAGAAGUACUGGGAGGAUGGAAGCAGACCCAACCUCCAGUCAUUUUUUGAGCGUGUGCAGAAGCGCUACGCUUUCCGUAAGGUGUUGGGAGACAUCCACACCACCUUAUUGUCAGCAGUCCUACCCAACGCAUUCCGAAUGGUAAAAAAGAAGCCGCCGUCCUUCUUCGGUGCUUCCUUCUUAAUGGGUUCUUUAGGUGGGAUGGGCUAUUUUGCCUAUUGGUUUUUAAAAAAGAAAUACAUGUAG
Neoarius graeffei (lesser salmon catfish) is the source of this 1110-nucleotide messenger RNA. It is a transcript of the gene gdap1l1, whose product is annotated as ganglioside induced differentiation associated protein 1-like 1. Lineage: Eukaryota; Metazoa; Chordata; Actinopteri; Siluriformes; Ariidae. The record is from RefSeq and is a predicted model, not a curated record. The transcript is spliced from 7 exons. Bases 1 to 1110 code for a protein of 369 amino acids.